Molecule: messenger RNA, 3063 nt
Organism: Cylas formicarius (sweet potato weevil)
Lineage: Eukaryota; Metazoa; Arthropoda; Insecta; Coleoptera; Brentidae
Gene: swm
Product: zinc finger protein swm
Exons: 10
Coding region: 173-3004 (943 amino acids)
Biological process (GO): mRNA processing
Cellular component (GO): nucleus
Molecular function (GO): RNA binding; metal ion binding
Source: RefSeq, a predicted model, not a curated record
CGUCACAAUUAGUGGCGAUUAGGGGUUAGUGAUAGAUCGGCUUUAAUUCCAGAAUAUUUCCGAAAGUUUGGAUUACGUAUUCGGAUUGUUCCCGAAAUUGGGUCGAAUAUCUGGCACUUUCUCGCAACAUAGUUACCCCUAUCGCUAAUUCCAUGCAAAAUAUCGUGCGAAAAUGAUCGUCGAUCAAGUGGACGCAUUUAAAAGCUGGCUGACAGCUGUUUUGAAGCCCAUGUGCGAGGCCGAUCCCGCCGCAUUGGCAAAAUACGUUUUGGCGUUGAUUAAGAAAGACAAAACGGAAGCGGAACUGAGGAAAAGCAUGGUCGGCCAACUCGAAGUUUUCUUAGAAGGGGAAACUGAAAAUUUCGUCAGCCUGGUUUUCCAAACUUUGGCCACAAAGGAUUACAUAACCACGCCGGUAAUACCAAACGCCAACCCCCCCAACCCGAACGUACUCAAGUCCAAGGACGGGAAGGAGGCGAAAAUCAUAGUGCAACCCAGCGAACUGCCCAACCUGAGCGAGGCGGUCAACGGGGCCGCCCCCAAAAAGGAACCGGAAAUCAAGAGGGACCGGUCCAGGAGAAAUUCAGAAACGGAAAAGGAGGAGAGGGUGCGACGGAGAUCGCGACACAGGUCAACCUCGCCACGAGUCCGGUCGCGGUCCCGGUCUUGGGAAAGAAUGAAAAAGUCCCGCUCGAGAGAAAAAUCGAGGGAACGGGACCAGCAGCACCGGAUGGACCGCGAGAAGCGGACGCGGGGCGACAGGCCCUGGCGAAAUAAAUCGCCGACGCGGAGGUACGAUCGGCGCCGGUCGCGGACGCCGUCGCCGACGCGGGCCCGCUCCAGGUCCCGUAGUCCCAGGCACUCGCACCGCCCCAGGUACCGCUCGAGCAGGAGCCGCUCACGGUCCAUCGAGAAGAGGGAGCGGCGCGAUUCCAAGGACGUGCGGCCCGACACGCCGACGGCCGACUCCGGGGGCGGCGACGUUGACAUGCGCGCCAACCCCCCGGGCAACAAGCGCCGCUGCCGCGACUUCGACGAGAAGGGCUACUGCAUGCGGGGCGAGAUGUGCCCCUUCGACCACGGCAUCGACCCGGUCGUGCUGGAAGACGCCGCCCUCACACGGGUCCUCACCUACGACCUGAACGGCGACGCGGGCGGCCCGCUCGCCGCUCCCCUGCCACCGGUCGCGCCGCCCGGGGUGAUAGGCGCCCCGCUGCGACACCCCGGCGGCGAGACGCCGUACAACCCGCAGGCGCCGCACAUGUGGAGGGACGGGCGGUUCCGCGGGCCGCGGCCGCCCCCGCUAGGCGCCAUCAGGAUGCCCGGCCAAUUCCUGCUGCAGCCCCCGCCCGGCAUGCAGCGAGAACUCAUUCCGGUGCCGGUCGUGAUGGAUGGCGGCAAACCGCCGGGCUAUCCGGCGGGGCCCCCUUACGGUCCGCCCGCACCGCCUCCGCUCGGUUACGGGCCCGGGGAGGGCGGCGUCGCUUUGCCGCCCGGCGGCCCGUACGCGAAGAAGAAGCCGUUCGAUUAUGGACGGCUCGGUCCGCGCGCCAAGAAUCCCGCCAAUUGCUCGCUAGAGCUGAAGAAGGUGCCCGUCGGCAUGAACACCAUCACCCACCUCAACAAUCAUUUCGCCAAGUUCGGGAAAAUUGUCAACAUCCAAGUGCAGUACGAGGGCGACGCGGAAGCGGCCCUCAUCACGUUCUCGAGCCAUGCCGAGGCGAACGCGGCGUACCGCAGCACCGAGGCGGUCCUCAAUAAUCGCUUCAUCAAGGUGUUUUGGCAUAACGCGGCCGCCAACAACGACAAACAGGAGAACGUGCCGCCGCCGGCGCAGCAGAGGCCGGUCAAGGACCGUCUGGGGGGCGGGCCGGUGGUGGUGCCCAACAGUAACAAGGUGCUGAAUCUCGUGCAACCGAAGGCGGACGACGCAGACAAGGAAGAGGCCAAGCCCGAGAUAACCAAAGAGGAGACCAAGGCGCAAGCGACGGUCGCCAUAAAAAAGAACCAGGACCUGAUCGCCGCGCAGGUCAAGGUCAACAAGAACAAGGACGAGCAAAGGAAAGAGGUGCUCAAGAUACAGAGCGACCUGCGCAAGAGGAAGCAAGAGCUGCUCGACAAGCAGCUGUCGCAGCAGAAGAUCCUCAUCGAUAAAAUGUCGAAACUGGCGCCCGGGCCUCAGCGCGACGUCGUCAAGGAGACGAUCAAGAAAACGCAGGAGGCGAUCGAGGCCAUCAAGAAGGACCUCGAGCAGGCGGCGUUGGCCGCGAAACGCGCCACCCUGUCCGCGCGCAAAACCAAAGAGCAGGCGCAGAAGGAGCUACUCGACACGGAGCUCGAUUUGAUCGCGAAGCAGCAGGAGGGCGCGGACACCACCGAUAUCCAGAAGAAGCUCGCGGAACUGAAGGCGAUCGUGGGGGCCGCGGCAGCGUCGAAAGGCGGUCGGGGCCGCGGACGGGGGCGGUACGUGCCGCCCGUCAUCGGCCGACACCUGCUAAGCAAAAACAACCUGAUCGAUAAAGCCAAAGGCGGCGGCGUCGUCAAAGUAGUGAACCGGGCGUCCGCGGCUCCUAAGCAGCACGCCGUGGACCACAGGCCCGCGCGUCUCCUCGUGUCCGGCUACGAGGCAGAUGAGCAGGACGCGGUGCUGACGCAUUUUCAACAAUUCGGCGAGGUAGUCGAGUACGCGAUCGACUCGUCAUUGCCAAGCAUCACGCUGAACUAUAAGGCGCGCAAGGAAGCGGAGACCGCGAUGCUGAAGGGCAAGCAUUUCCAGGACCGGACCCUAUCUGUGACGUGGUCGACCGGGGGCGGCCGACUGCAGACGCAGAGGAGCGGCGGCUCGUCCACGAGAACCGCGCUGCUCUCCGAAUCGGAGGAGGAGCACCUGAUCGAUCAAAGCUUGCUCGAGGGCGAGGAAGAGCUGGGACCGGAGAUUUCCGAGGAGGCGCUGUUGCAAGACGACGAGGAGGAAGACGAGGAAGACCGCUCGUGGCGCCGAUAGUCCCGGCGAUUUCGGGACGCCGCUCGAGAAUAAUAAUUAGAGUCGUUUUUGGGUGAUUG